CCAUCCUGGGCCGUGUGGGCUGGGCAGCCAUUUUGGGAAGAGCUUUGUUAUGGUUUUGGACUAGCCACCUCUGCGGGAUCUAGGAGCUGGGGCCGCACCUUCAGACGCCGUGUCUCGGCCUUAGCUGUAGGCCCGCUGUUGCCGGAAAAAAUAACUGUGGACUUUUAAAUGAUUUGAAUAAUGAUGGAAAUGGAUCCAAAAUAAUAAGACACUUCUCUACUGAGGCAGUAGAAGAUUCUUCAUUAUCACCUUCCUGUAGCUCAAUUCAUUCUUCAGGAGGGGGCAGAAAAAGAGAAAUACAGGAAACUGAAGAGAAGGAAACCACCCUUUGGAGCUGUCUUCCUCCUCAGUAACCCCUCACCCUCUGUCUUUCUACUUGUUUUAAUUUUGCUCUGAAUUUGUAAAUAGUGAAGACCAAAGAAAUAGAAGAUAUAUUUGGAAGCUUUUACCAAGAAAUUGCCUUGAAAGCUGCUAUUCCGUGGAGGGGAAAGCGUGCUGCUGGCCAGGCUACUUAAGCACCCUUUUAACAAGAAAACCGCGUGGGAGAUCCAGCUGGCAGACUCAAGGAGUUCGGGAAACAGGACCACAGAGGUUACACUCUGGGAUCCUGGCCAUGAGGUUGGAUGCCUCACCUUGCUGAAAAGAGACACUGGACCUAAAUGGCGCAGCAUGACUUUGUUCCUGCUUGGCUAAAUUUCUCAACACCACAGUCAGUUAAGUCACCUACAGCCACCUUUGAAAAACACGGAGAGCACCUACCCCGAGGAGAAGGUAGAUUUGGAGUGAGCCGUCGCCGUCAUAAUUCUUCUGAUGGCUUUUUUAACAAUGGACCCCUACGAACUACAGGAGAUUCCUGGCACCAGCCCUCCCUAUUCCGUCACGAUUCUGUGGACUCUGGUGUCUCUAAGGGAGCAUAUGCUGGAAUCACAGGGAACCUGUCUGGUUGGCAUGGUUCUUCCCGGGGUCAUGAUGGCAUGAGCCAGCGUAGCGGGGGUGGCACAGGGAACCAUCGCCACUGGAAUGGCAGCUUCCACUCCCGGAAAGGCUCUACCUUUCAGGAAAAGCCAUCUACAGAGAUUAGGGAAGAAAAGAAAGAAGACAAGGUGGAAAAGUUGCAGUUUGAAGAAGAAGACUUUCCUUCUUUGAAUCCAGAAGCUGGCAAACAGAAUCAGCCAUGCAGACCUAUUGGGAUGCCUUCUGGAGUGUGGGAAAACCCACCUAGUGCCAAGCAACCCUCCAAGAUGCUGGUCAUUAAAAAAGUUUCCAAAGAGGAUCCUGCUGCUGCCUUCUCUGCUGCAUUCACCUCACCAGGAUCUCACCAUUCAAAUGGGAACAAAUCAUCAACCAUAGUCCCAAGUGUCUAUAAGAACCUGGUUCCUAAGCCUGCACCACCACCUUCAAAGCCCAGUGCAUGGAAAGCUAACAGAAUGGAACACAAAUCAGGGUCCCUUUCCUCUAGCCGAGAGUCUACUUUUACCAGUCCGAUCUCUGUUACCAAACCAGUGGUACUGGCUGGUGGCGCGGUUCUAAGCUCUCCCAAAGAGAGUCCCUCCAGCACCACCCCUCCAAUUGAGAUCACCUCCUCUCGUCUUACCAAGUUGACCCGCCGAACUACCGACAGGAAGAGUGAGUUCCUCAAGACUUUGAAGGAUGACCAGAAUGGAGACUUCUCAGAGAGCAGAGACUGUGACAAGCUGGAGGAUUUGGAGAAUAGCACACCUGAACCAAAGGAAAAUGAAGAAGAAGAAUGUCAUCAGAAUGGCCUCGCUCUUCCUGUUGUGGAGGAAGGGGAAGUCCUCUCUCACUCUCUGGAAGCAGAGCACAGGUUAUUGAAAGCAAUGGGAUGGCAGGAAUAUCCUGAAAAUGAUGAGAAUUGCCUUCCCCUCACAGAGGAUGAGCUCAAAGAGUUCCAGAUGAAGACAGAGCAGCUGAGAAGAAAUGGCUUUGGGAAGAAUGGGUUCUUACAGAGCCGUAGUUCCAGCCUAUUUUCCCCUUGGAGGAGCACUUGUAAAGUGGAGUUUGAGGACUCAGACACGGAAACCAGUAGCAGUGAAACAUCAGAUGACGAUGCCUGGAAGUAGGCAUAUAAAUGCUCACAAUUAAAUCUGACCAAGUAAAUUCAGCCUCUGUGUUUAGGGAGUAUACAAAAGAAAUCAUUCUUUUCCUUUUC
This is a messenger RNA of Choloepus didactylus (southern two-toed sloth), 2170 nucleotides long. RefSeq names its product vasculin-like protein 1. Gene Ontology annotation, biological process: positive regulation of DNA-templated transcription; DNA-templated transcription. Gene Ontology annotation, cellular component: nucleus. The record is from RefSeq and is a predicted model, not a curated record. Lineage: Eukaryota; Metazoa; Chordata; Mammalia; Pilosa; Megalonychidae. Gene Ontology annotation, molecular function: DNA binding; RNA binding. The coding region runs from base 660 to 2081 and encodes 473 amino acids. The transcript is spliced from 2 exons.